CCUCUAUUGAUUUAGCCCUGAGGGAUCACUGAUUGUAAGAUUAGCCCCACCACGCAUCCUUCGUCACUGUUUUCAGCUCCAGCGCAUAUCACUUGAGACCAUCCUGACUAUUCUUACUCCUAUACCGCCUCAGAUGCGCCAUAGAAGGCCGCAUGUGCUCUUCUCUACGGUCACACGGCAAACGCUUCAUACGCCGCCACUCUACGAGACGGCGGAACGAGAGAUAUAGGGCCUCCACUGUUAAAAUCCUCGAAUCAAACGCUCCAACCCCGUCUACGAGUACAUCCAAUACCUGGCCUACUUUCAAAGAGCAGGCAGGCGGAGGUGCAGCACUCAGUACCUCGCAUCGUGCAUGGCAGGUCGAUCACAUUACACCAGAACUCGAGCACUACAUACAUGUCGCAUAUGAGGAGUCGCACGCGAAGUACAAUCUAAGAGGAGAGGGUAAUGGCGUUGCGGGCUUUCUGCACGAUAUUCAAGGAUGGUCGUCUGAAGCAGCUGAGAAGGCAGCAAAGGACAUAGUCGUGCUAGAUAGUGGUGCUUUCACCAAGUUCAUGGCCGGCCCGGGUGGCAGCGACGCUACGGUCUUACCAGAGACCGACAGCUCCUACGAGAUCUCCAACUACUUCAUAUCAUCAAGCCAUAACACCUAUUUGACUGGCAACCAGCUCUCUAGCGACUCUAGCCCAGAUGCGUACAAGAAUGUCCUUCUCCGUGGCUGUCGUUGCGUUGAAAUUGACGUUUGGGAUGGCGACGAUUCUGACUCGGAGACUGAGGAUGCAAAUAAAGAGAAGAAGCCGUCUGCGUUCAGUAGGCUAAAGAGCAAAGUUAAGCGGAAGAUAGACAAGGAUUCAGAUAAAGACUCUUCGCAGGAAAACUCUCCCGAGCGCGUUGAACGGGUACCCACGACAGACACGAGGAUCAAACCAUGGACAUCGACAGGAUCGCGUGUAGAACCGAGGGUUCUGCACGGCUACACUGCGACGAAGGAGAUCUCAUUUAGAUCAGUUUGUGAGGUCAUUGCAAAGUAUGCCUUCGUGAGCUCCAACCUCCCGGUCAUUAUUAGUCUCGAGGUCCACACGGGCCCUGAACAACAAGAGGUUAUGGUCGAGAUCAUGAAGCAAUGUUGGGGCCACCUCAUGGUCAACUUGCCGUCGAUACCUGAUGGAGCAACGGCUGAUGCGGUUACCUUACCAAAGCUGUCAGAACUGAAAAAUAAGAUAUUGAUCAAAGUCAAGUACUCGCCGCCAAAGGCACCUGCGACAGAGCCAGAGCCAGAGUCGAUUCCAGCUCCGAAGCCCAUACGCAAAGUAGACACUUCUUCGUCUCCUUCUUCGUCGGAUGACGACAAGACCACUGCGGCCCGGAAGAAGCCUGUGGAGAAGAAGGCGAAGAUUAUUGACAAGCUAAGCUCUUUGGGUAUAUACACACGUAGUUAUCACUUUUCUGGUUUCGACAAGCCCGAGGCCACAGUUCCCACUCAUAUCUUUUCUCUGUCUGAAGGCAAACUUAUGGAGGUUCAUGAACAGACACCAUCUGCCCUUUUCAAGCACAACAGAAGUUUCCUCAUGCGUGCUUAUCCGAAGGGCACUCGCGUGUCUUCCUCAAAUUUGGACGCUGCUGUUUUCUGGCGGCGCGGCGUUCAGAUCGUUGCGCUGAAUUGGCAAAAAUGGGACGCCGGUAUGAUGCUUAAUGAGGCCAUGUUUGCAGGUACCGGCGGCUGGGUCCUGAAGCCAGAGGCUUAUCGCAGCCACAGCAUAUCUUCACACCAGGAAGUGGCCUCAGACUGUGGUACCAUGGACCUUGAGAUAGAAUUUUUUGCUGGUCAAGAUCUGCCGCUACCACCCGAGGAGGAUCCUACCAAGUUCCACCCUUAUGUGAAAUGCGAGAUUCAUGUUGAACAACCUGAAGAGCGAUUUGGAGAGCCUAAAGGUGGCUCGAAGGCGAAAGAAGGCGAAUACAAGGAACGAACGAAGACCGCGAAGGGACUCAACCCUGACUUUAAGCGUGAAGUCUUGCGAUUCAAGAAUGUGAGCGGCGUAGUGCCUGCUCUAUCCUUUGUAAGGUUCAAGCUCAUGGAUGACGACAGGCUUCGUGACGAUCUGGCUGGCUGGGCUUGUUACCGUGUUGAUAGACUUCAACCCGGUUAUCGUAUGCUCCACCUCUAUGACUCUGAGGGUGUUCUGUCGAAAGGCGUCAUAUGGGUCCGUAUCACGAAGACGUUGCGAAUGAGCAAAGAUUCCGGCGUUGGGAAUACUCUUGGUGAUGCCGUAGAGAAGCUGAACAUAUCUGGCUGAGCGGUUUAUUCGAGAAAGGUGUGAUCGCUGUUGUCAGAGACCAGCAGAUUUACUUCGUAGCAACUUUGCGGGCUGAAGACGCCUCCAUAUUCCCAGCAUCCAGGGAUUCAUUUCGGA
Molecule: messenger RNA, 2414 nt
Organism: Pseudovirgaria hyperparasitica
Lineage: Eukaryota; Fungi; Ascomycota; Dothideomycetes; Acrospermales; Acrospermaceae
Product: PLC-like phosphodiesterase
Exons: 4
Coding region: 153-2297 (714 amino acids)
Biological process (GO): phosphatidylinositol-mediated signaling; lipid metabolic process
Molecular function (GO): phosphatidylinositol-4,5-bisphosphate phospholipase C activity
Source: RefSeq, a predicted model, not a curated record